This is a messenger RNA of [Torrubiella] hemipterigena, 4073 nucleotides long. The record is from the annotation of a GenBank genome assembly. Lineage: Eukaryota; Fungi; Ascomycota; Sordariomycetes; Hypocreales; Clavicipitaceae.
GACGGUAGAUAGUACUAGGUAAAGAUUACAGUAGUUGAUAUUCCAUAUAAUAUAAUUUUCUCUAGGAGAGGCAUUACAGCAUGCGCCCACACUUGCUCAAUUCUAUGCAAAAAGCGAGACAAUCCACACAGUAUGCGCCGCCAUAACGAGUUGUAGUGACAGACCCAGAAGCCUAACUGGAUUGACUAAUCAGCUGGUAAAAAUGACUUAUAACAAAUCUAAUGUGGUCUAGUUUAGUUCCACGUAAUUUCCUGAAUAACUGUUAGCCUGUACACCGCCACACAUUCCCAUAGUUGGCACUUACCAGGAAACUGGCCUUGUUUUCCGUUUAGUUUUCCAGUCCACCAUUCAUUUUCAUUUUGUGACCUCUGUACAAUUUCAAUUACGUCACCAGCAGAGAAACUCAAAUCUCCCUCUGCCUGUGCGGCAAAAUCGUACAAUGCUGUAACCAUUUCCGCGGUUUUAGUGCCAGCCAGGCGACUGGGCUUAGGCUUAGGUGGUGGAGGUUUCGACUUCGCCGCAGCAACAAGUGACAUAUUCGAGGAUCCAGCGGAAUAUGGUGGCGGGGCUGCCGGUUCCGAGCUUGCUGCCGCGGUGAGUGCGGCAGCAGGUUUGCGAGCUGCUGCGUAUCGAGACUGGGAACCUGCUGAUGCUGUCGAGCCUGGGCCAGCUGUAAGUAGGCCUUGCUGUUUACCGCCUUCAAGUGCUGGACGUGUGUAUCGAGGUGGUCGUCGUUGUCCUGUGGUCUUGAAGCGUACGAUCGACAGAGCCUCGACUUGUUCCUGAAUAUCUCCUCGUUUUUCGAUGAAUGCUUCUUCGAUAUCGCGAGUGAGGUCGAAGUAGCCGAUAUCGCAUCUCUGCAUGCGCUCGUGCAAUGUAUAGAAGAUAUUUAACUGCAUGUAGUAGAAGGAUUGGAAAAGAGGUUGAAUAAACUCCUGUUCCAGCUUGAACAACUUCGGUAGUUCGUCCUUCAAUAAGUCGUUGAAAUAUUCAAAAUCUUGUGUUGCUUGCUCGACAUCGCCCUCAGCUUUCCAGAGUGCCUUUUCAUCCUUCGCGGAGCGUUCCUUUUUGUCCUCCAAUUUCUUUAAUGUAGCUCGGUGUCGGUCGUAGUCGAGCUUCUUGUGCUCACGCUUCACAGCAGUUUUUCGAAUUACUUUGAUGAUAUCGAGCAGCUCAUUAGCUGGUCUGAUGACACGCGUUUCGAUCAUUUCUAACUCUGGGCGCAUGGUUUCCUGAAGCUCCUUGACGACUGCUUCAUACUCCUCGCAGGCUUGAAUGCCUUCUGGGCUUCCUUCAAUUUUCAUGGAAUCCGGGUCUGACAUGCGUCCAGAUAUAGGCUUGUAGAUUUCAGUCAUAGCCUGACUGAAGCCGAUCUGAUGUGAAAGCAUGCCGUUGAUGGCCUUGAAAUACUUGGUCGACUCAUCGUGUAACUUCUUGGUUUCCUUCUCCAACUCUUGGAAUCGUCGUUCUGCGUCGAUAUACACGGCAUCUUUGGUGUGUUCUCCUAUGUUGAACUUGGAUUUGAAUUGUUGCGGCGCCUGCGAAACCGAACUGUGUUAGCCAGAUGCUAUGGCGCUUUCGUUUCCGAUAGAGGGAGGGGUUGGCCGCAUCAUUGCGUCACAGGACAAGAGGGGUACCUACGCGCGUCAGACUUUUGGUUAAGCCUUUGAAACUCAUUUUGUUUAUAAAAGAUGAGAAUCGAGUUUGGAUAUGGUGAGCUGCUUUGCAACCUUGGAUCAAUGCCCGAUGGCUGGAAGAUGGUGGAUGCAGCGGACUGGCAACCUAAGAACUUGCGAGAAAUCAAGGCCACGGCUGUUCGCAGCUUUGGCGGAGCUGCCGCUGAUGACGACGUAGUUCGUGGCUGUGCCGGACAUGUGGCGCACCGUUUUCUUAGUGUUACAUAUCACAGCCCUAAUAUUAAAAGGAUAAACGUUAAACGGAAAAUAAAAUUGUUAUUAAAUUAAGUUUUAUUUAAUUUAUUCAACGGGCAUCCUUCUUAACCGUAUAAGAACGGUUUGUCGACUUGUACGCCGCCUCAGGCAUAAAUAUUCCGGUGUGCCUUCAAUAUGCCCCCGGGUGGCCAAUCAAAUGCCCUCGUUUGGCUAUCCAUGGAGCCCACUUAUCGCCGAGCCACCGAGCCGACUUUGCUGACCUAAACAAAUUUCCCAGUGGGAAGCAAUAAUUUCUCGCAGCGGAGUUUCUGCACAGCUUCUCCCUCUGUCCACUCCGUGCAUUUUACCAACUCUGCAUCAACUCCAUCACAACCAUGGCUAGCGUAUCAUCAAGCGCGUUGCGGUCAGCAUGCAGGCUGACUCGAUGUUCUGUUUCCAGGCUGCCGGCGCUCAAGAAAGCUACUUUAGCGCCCGUGUUCAGCUCAACAAGGAAAUACGUGACAGAGACGAAGCCUGACAAUGCUCGUGUUGAGACGGCGGUGAAACUGGAUGCGAAGGCUUUCGCUGAUAUCCCAUCCUCGCCGCUAGAAUCUCUCUCAGAUAUGAAAGUCAGUCCCAUGGCUGAUGUACUUAAGCAAGCUGCCGUUAUGGAGGAAGGCCAACGGCCAAUCUAUCUCGACAUGCAAUCUACCACACCAGUGGAUCCCCGAGUUCUCGAUGCUAUGAUCCCAUACUAUGUUGGCGUGUAUGGCAACCCCCAUUCUCGCACACACGCGUAUGGCUGGGAAAGCGAGAAAGCUGUCGAAGACGCCCGAGAGGAGGUAGCCAAGCUCAUUGGAGCCGACUCAAAGGAAAUUAUAUUUACUAGCGGUGCUACCGAGAGUAACAACAUGUCUAUCAAAGGCGUCGCUCGCUUCUUUGGCCGAUCUGGCAAGAAGAAGCACAUCAUCACAUCUCAAACUGAACAUAAGUGUGUGCUUGAUAGCUGCCGCCAUUUGCAAGAUGAAGGCUUCGACGUCACAUAUUUGCCUGUCGAGAACAAUGGCUUAAUCAGCAUGGACGCAUUACGCGAGGCCAUUCGACCUGAUACUGCCCUUGUCAGCAUCAUGACGGUCAACAACGAAAUCGGUGUCAUUCAACCUAUUGAGGAGAUUGGUAAACUUUGCCGCGAGAACAAGAUUUUUUUCCACACUGAUGCUGCGCAAGCAGUGGGAAAGAUUCCUCUGGAUGUCAACGCAAUGAACAUUGACCUCAUGUCCAUCUCAUCCCACAAAAUCUAUGGCCCUAAAGGUAUCGGAGCCUGCUAUGUACGACGCCGCCCUCGUGUCAGACUCGAUCCUAUCAUCACCGGAGGUGGCCAAGAACGAGGUCUGCGAAGUGGCACCCUCGCCCCUGCUCUCGUCGCUGGCUUUGGCGAAGCUUGCCGCAUCGCUCGCCAAGAAAUGGAUUAUGAUACUAAGCGCAUCAAGAUGCUCUCUGACCGACUUCUCGGUGGUCUUCUUUCCAUGGAACAUACUACACAGAACGGUGACGCCAACGCGUUUUAUCCUGGCUGUGUGAACGUUUCUUUCGCCUAUGUCGAGGGCGAGUCACUGCUGAUGGCCCUGAAGGAUAUUGCUCUUUCCUCAGGUAGCGCUUGUACCUCGGCGUCUCUGGAACCAAGCUACGUUCUGCGGGCACUUGGCAACAGUGACGAAAGUGCCCACAGCAGUAUUCGAUUUGGCAUCGGUCGCUUUACCACCGAAGAAGAAAUCGACUACGUCUUGAAGGCUGUCCAGGAGCGCGUCACUUUCUUGCGCGAGCUUAGCCCCCUGUGGGAGCUUGUCCAAGAGGGUAUCGAUUUGAACACCAUCCAGUGGAGCCAACAUUAAGAAACGAGGGACGCCUCGGUCAAGAUAUGACCAGGUAACAUGUAUUGUAAAAAACCAACUGUAUAAUAUGGAACAUGUCACAAUAUGGAACAACUAGGGGGAAUGCGGAGCGAAUUAUGAUUGUAUACGUUUAUCUGGCGUAUAUGUUUUUUGGUAUUCCAUUGAUGGUAACCAACACCCGUUCUGGGCUGAAUAUAAUAUUUUGAAGACCAUUUUCGCCAAGACUUUUACUUUCACUUGAGAUCUAGAGCCGAGUGCAGGUGUUGAAGCUAGAUACACUGCAAUAUAAUCGUAGAGCAAGUCACCACAG